AGUUUUUCGAGUUCACAAUAAUUAUUGUUGCUUUCAGUUCACCUACUCUAUACGCAGUUUAAUAAAACACUACUUUCUAGUUCGUACUCGAGGAAAUACAGUACUAUCAUUUUAUACCUUAACUAAUAAAUGUCUUGAAUUUGUUUUUAAUUUUCGAGUAACUGCGCAAAAGUGAUUUUUUUACGGAUACGGUUCUUGACACGACAUAAAAAUGUUGGAUCAAGAAAAUCAGCAUAAUCUGCCAAAUGGGAUUGAACCUAAUAGAUCAUUUCAAGAUAAAACAGUUAUUAAAGAUAAUCAAAAUGAAUCUCUAGAUAUAUCACUAGCUGAUUUUAAUGUGUCCCAACUUGCAAAUAAAUUAGAAUCUUUGGCUUUAGCAACACCACAGACAAUUAAAACUAAACCAGCAAACACAGUUUUUGAAAAAGAAUUUGAUUUAAAGGAUCGUUCUGAUUCAACAGAUUCUGAAAGUGGAAGACCAUUAAUUUCCAAUAAUAGUUCUAUUUAUAGAUCUUUUAUAGCUGACAGUGUUGAAAAUCUAGAAUUAGAACUUUCAUCUACUUUAUGUCAUGAUGAAUUAAAUAAAAACUGCAGUAAUAUUGAAUCUUUCCAUGAAACCUUAUCAUCUGUGAAUUUAGAUUUAGUCAGUUCUGAGUUUGACGAUUCCCAAAAUUUAUUACACCAAUCAACAUUGGAUAAUACAAUAAACAUAUCAGACUAUAAAAAUUUAGAAACAAAAAAUAACAGUUCUAUGGAUGGUUUAGAAGCUGAGAUCAAACUUCAGCAAUUAAAUAUAUCAGAAACUAAUAUCAAAAAUUCUAGUGAAGCUGGUCCAGUAAUAGCUGAAGGUUUUACACCUGCUGUUGGAAUUAUAUUUUUUGAUACACAAAAGUAA
Messenger RNA from Daktulosphaira vitifoliae (grape phylloxera), 895 nucleotides. RefSeq lists its product as uncharacterized. The transcript is spliced from 6 exons. The coding region runs from base 212 to 895 and encodes 227 amino acids. NCBI's taxonomy places the organism in Eukaryota, Metazoa, Arthropoda, Insecta, Hemiptera, Phylloxeridae. The record is from RefSeq and is a predicted model, not a curated record.